This is a messenger RNA of Strongylus vulgaris, 1317 nucleotides long. Lineage: Eukaryota; Metazoa; Nematoda; Chromadorea; Rhabditida; Strongylidae. The record is from the annotation of a GenBank genome assembly.
AUGCUUCGCUGUAUCGACCAGAUUGGAAGAAUGGAACUGGCACAGCAUGUUCGUUUCGUAAUUGCUGACGCUCUUGCUUACCGUAAUUUUGCUGCGAUAAAAUUCAUAGCUGAAGAUGCAGCCUCUCAUCUGGACAAAUACUCAUAUUUCAGCGGUCUCGAGCAGAUGGUCUAUCCGGUUCGCUACGUUGGCGGUUUAGUAGAGAUGUGGUUAAAAAGGGAUUCUCUCACAAAGAUUGCCGAUGGCAAGGAUGUAUAUCGUCAGCGUAGUCUUCAUAGUGCAGUUGAGAGCAUCGCUGAUGUACUACGGGAGGACACUUCAUUCAAUCCAAUUUGCCGUGGUCUUUUAAUUUUCGCCUGCGACCUCGUCUGCUCUGCUCUUGAAGCUAUUUUUGGUCGUCCUUGCCAACGAAUUGAUGAAUUGAUUGAAAGAAGUUGUCUUGAUCACCAUACAGGCAUGAGCUUGCUUCGCAAACUUAGCAAAGGGCUUCUAUCAUCUCACACCGAUGAACGCAUAUUAAGUGUACUAAAUCAAUUAUCUGCUCUAUCAUUAAUGGAAACUGCGAAUUUUCAUCAAAGCAGGAACGCAGCUGGAGAAGUAGCAUUCUUUCCAGGAAGUGAAGGUGACAAUUCUUGUGAUAACGCCAUAGAAGUUGAGUUAGCAAACGUCCCAUCAUUCUUAAGCGAGCCAGUCGAGAUAGACGAGUUGAAGGAGUUGAGCAGAACAAGUCAGAUAGACGAAUCGGACAUGCGUGGUUGUAAGCGAAUUCUAGACGAUGAUGACGAUUUCGACAGCGUCCACAAGCAGCGAUCCCACGUAGAUAUUACUGAACACAGAAACUUUCGUCCUGUGCCGGAAUCGUGUGCUAAAGAGAGCGAUGGUGCAAAUGUAAGCGAGGAAAGUUCGGAUCACAACGAUGUCUCAUCUGUGGCGCCGUCUCGGUCUGUUUGCGAACAAGUGGAGACAAUGAUGGCUGGGGUGAAGUAUUGCAAGGAACGCGAACUUGGUAAGGAGAAGAAACAUGGUAAAGAUGUCAAGCGCGAUGCGCUAGAACAAAAAGAGCCUCGUGACAUGUGUGAUUUUCCGCCUCUUGAGAGCAAACAUGGAGAGGACCGUUUCACCGAUCUCAAAGAAGAAAGCGCGGUGGUAGAAGGAGAUGAUGCUUUUGAUUUGCGUCAACCGCAAAACUUGAGUGGGCAAAAAUUCCGGGGAGGCGAAGGUCAGUUACACAAAGAGAUUUAUUCAGACUGCUUUCAUGAAAUUUUACUAUCAGCUUCUUGGUUCGAAAAGAAGAUUUGGAUAGGUUCGAUAUCUUAG